AUGAAGAACGCGCUGUCAAAAAAGACCACCUCUGUGAGCGAUGACUUGGACAGCCAACAUAGCUGUAAAGCCGCAAGGAUGCCCAUCAACGUCAUCGGCACUGCCCUCAUGGAGGGCACGGACAAGAUUCCGUACUACACAGAGAUCAAGGCUCUUGCUCCCUAUGUGAUCACCGCUGGGGUGGUGAAAUACUGGUCUAGAGGGACGACUAACACUUGGGAGCGUAAGCUACAUGGGAAAGUUUAUCUGGUCACAGGGGCGACGAGCCAGGGCAUGGGGACAUCUGUGGUGCUGGAGAUGGCUCGGUUGGGAGCGCAAUUGAUCAUUCUGACCAGAAACGUCGACGAAUGGUCGACCGAGUGGGUCCAUGAUCUGCGGGAGCGCAGUGGGAACGAUCUGAUUUACAUGGAAAAGUGCGACUUGAGUAAUCUAUAUCAAGUACGGAAGUUUGCCACUGGAUGGCUCGACAAUUCUCCGCCGAGAAGGCUUGACGGCGUUAUCGUCAUGUCGGGCGACAUGGAGCCCUGGGGAGUGCCCAGGCUCUCGAAACCGCUGAGGAAAUCUUCAGCGGAUGGGCUUGAGUUACAGAUUGCGACAAACUAUGCGGGGGUCUUCCAUCUUUUGGACCUUUUGCAGCCCAGCUUCAAGGCUCAACCGCCAGACAGGGACAUUAGGAUCAUCGUAACGACCUGCUGGCUACAAUCGAUGGGUAACGUUGAGUUAAAAGAUCCCCUUUGGCAGAAUGUGAAGUACGACAGUUCGCUGAAGUUUUUCGCCUCGAGCAAGCUCCAACUGUCGCUGUGCAUGCUUGAGCUGCAAAGGCGAAUCGCCAAGGGUAUCCGAAAGCAGCAGAAGGACGGCGUCGAAAGGACAGGCCGGAACGUCAGUGUCACGCUGGUACAACCGGGCACGAUGAGGUCCCACAGCCUGCGUCGCGUCCUGAGCAAUGGCUCUGUGAUCCUUCUGCUGCUGCUCUACUGCAUGGUCCUCUAUCCAUUCCUAUUUCUACUAACAAAGAGCGGCCGCCGUGGAGCGCAGAGUGUGCUUUAUGCGCUUAUGACACCUGAGCUUGAGGAGGUCAAUCUGAAAGAGGACGAGGUGAAGUACAUCUCCGACUGUUCCAUCGUGAAGCUGGUACGCAAGGAGUUCCAGGACGAGGCCUUGCAGCGGGAGCUGUAUGACAGCACCCGCAAUGAAAUCGAGAAAUUGGAGAAGAAGAUGGCCGUCAAGCGUAACGCCAGAAAGAAAACCACAUCAAGACAGUAA
Torulaspora globosa is the source of this 1266-nucleotide messenger RNA. RefSeq names its product putative oxidoreductase (gene PBR1). Lineage: Eukaryota; Fungi; Ascomycota; Saccharomycetes; Saccharomycetales; Saccharomycetaceae. The transcript has a single exon. The record is from RefSeq and is a predicted model, not a curated record. The coding region runs from base 1 to 1266 and encodes 421 amino acids.